AUGUUACUUCAGAUGUCAACCAUUCAUCAUCAACAACAGUCUGUUCUUAUCACUGGGGCAAAUCAGGGAAUAGGUUAUCAUACCGCACUUCAACUAUGUGCCAAGGGAUAUCGCGUUACCAUUGCAUGUCGUAAUAUUUAUAAGGCAAAAUAUGCUUGUUCGUCUAUUAUUAAACGAUUGGGUAAUAACGUGUUCAUUGAUUUCAUUGCCAUUGAUUUGAGUGAGCUGUCAUCAGUUUCGGAGAGUGUUAGUGUGAUUGCUGCUCAAAAGCGAUGUUAUGAUAUAAUCAUUUUAAAUGCUGCUGUGUUACUACCAAAAAUAUGUAAAACAAAGGAUGGAUUUGAUACUACAUUUCAGGUGAAUUAUUUGUCACAACUGUACCUGUUGAACGAAUUGAUAGGCGUCGCAACGCCGAAGAAAGGAGUCAAAAUUAUUGCACUUACGUCGAUUUUGUAUAAAUUUCUGUGUCCCAAAAUAUCUUCGAAACGUGAUCACUUGCAUAAAAUGUUUUCGCCGUCGAGUAGUACUUCUGGAUGGCUCAGCUAUGCUAGGUCAAAAUUAGCAACAGCAAUGUUGGCUUGCUAUCUUGAUCGUAUCGAGGGAAUCCAAGCAAUUGCUGUCCAUCCUGGUGCUGUAAAUACAUCACUUAGUAGCAACAUCUCGUCACGCAUGCGAAAAAUUUUAAAGACUAUACAUGCAUCUCGAUUUCUUUCUCGAGUUGAAGAUGCAGCACGAAAUGUAGUUGAAUGUGUUGAAAAAGGCCACUUGCCAAAUACUUUUCGGAACAAUACCGAUUACAAUGUCGUUCCGAAAAGGAUUUCGAGUGAACAAAAUGAAAUUAACUUGAUGAUUCUUAGCAAUGAAAUGAUUGCAAGUGCAAUUUCACAUUUCUGCCCCAAUCGUAUUCUUUAUAGCUAA
Molecule: messenger RNA, 918 nt
Organism: Brugia malayi
Lineage: Eukaryota; Metazoa; Nematoda; Chromadorea; Rhabditida; Onchocercidae
Exons: 8
Coding region: 1-918 (305 amino acids)
Source: RefSeq, a predicted model, not a curated record